Molecule: messenger RNA, 3105 nt
Organism: Drosophila virilis
Lineage: Eukaryota; Metazoa; Arthropoda; Insecta; Diptera; Drosophilidae
Gene: slmb
Product: beta-transducin repeat containing E3 ubiquitin protein ligase slmb
Molecular function (GO): protein dimerization activity
Source: RefSeq, a predicted model, not a curated record
GGAAGUCGUUCGAUCGAACAUAUUCCGAACGAUUGGUACAACUCUAACAUUUACGUGCCGUCGCUUAUUAAUAGUGGAGAAAAAUUUAUAAAAAUAUUUAAAAUUAAGUGUAUAAGUGUCACACAAAUACACGUGCAUUUGCGGGCAAUUGCACGGUGUGAUUACAAUCCUAUUGCUGUAUAAAACCACAAAGAAGGCCAGCAUAUAGCGCAAAAGUCAAAUGAAAAGUAUAAAGAAUGACUUGUCAAAGAGAAUAACACGAAUUUGUUGGAGGCAGUAACGCGCGGCGUGGUGAAUAUAUAUAAAGCGCGAACGAGAAAGCAAUGAAAAUUGUAAGUGGGUAAAAACGAGAAAGCGCUAAAGUCACCACCCUGAGAAGAGAGUUGUUGUAGGGACAACCUCUAACCAAAUUUGUAAUUUUCUUGCAACGCUAAAUAAUGCCCAAUUAUCAAUUAAUGCCAGCAUACAAGUGCUAAGUUAAUUCACGUAUUGGUUGAAUUAAGUUAUUGCGAAACGAUAAAUCUGUGUGCUUGUGUGUGUGUGUGCGUGCACCAAACAACAGCAGCCAAAACAGCUACAGAAAUUCAACAAACACAGCAGUAAAAGAAACAACAACACAAUGAUAAAAAUGGAGACUGACAAAAUAAUGGACGAGACUAACUCCAAUGCCCAAGCAUUCACAACCACAAUGCUGUACGAUCCGGUGCGCAAGAAAGACGCAUCGCCCACAUAUCAGACGGAGCGGGAUGUCUGCUUUCAGUACUUUACACAGUGGAGCGAGGCCGGACAGGUCGACUUUGUGGAGCAGCUGCUAUCGCGCAUGUGCCACUAUCAGCACGGACAGAUCAAUGCGUUUCUCAAGCCGAUGCUGCAGCGCGACUUCAUCACACUGCUGCCAAAAAAAGGUCUGGAUCAUAUUGCCGAGAACAUAUUAUCGUAUCUGGAUGCCGAAUCGCUUAAGUCCGCCGAGUUGGUGUGCAAGGAAUGGCUGCGAGUCAUAUCCGAGGGCAUGCUGUGGAAAAAGCUCAUUGAGCGCAAAGUGCGCACCGAUUCGCUGUGGCGCGGCCUGGCCGAGCGCCGCAAUUGGAUGCAGCAUCUGUUUAAACCAAGACCGGGACAAAUACAGCGACCGCACUCAUUCCAUCGCGAGCUGUUUCCCAAGAUCAUGAAUGAUAUUGACAGUAUAGAGAACAACUGGCGAACCGGACGUCAUAUGUUGCGUCGCAUCAAUUGUCGCUCGGAGAACUCGAAGGGCGUAUAUUGUCUACAGUACGAUGACGGCAAGAUUGUGUCCGGCUUAAGGGAUAACACCAUUAAGAUAUGGGAUCGCACGGAUCUGCAGUGUGUCAAGACACUGAUGGGACACACUGGAUCAGUUCUGUGCCUGCAGUAUGACGAUAAGGUGAUUAUCAGUGGCUCCAGCGAUUCCACGGUGCGUGUGUGGGAUGUCAACACUGGCGAAAUGGUCAACACGCUUAUACAUCAUUGCGAGGCGGUGCUACAUUUGCGUUUCAACAAUGGGAUGAUGGUGACCUGCUCGAAGGAUCGCUCCAUUGCGGUCUGGGACAUGACCUCGCCCAGCGAGAUCACGUUGCGUCGCGUCCUAGUCGGCCAUCGUGCGGCAGUCAAUGUGGUCGAUUUUGAUGAGAAGUAUAUUGUAUCCGCCAGCGGUGAUCGCACUAUCAAAGUGUGGUCCACGUCGAGCUGUGAAUUUGUGCGUACCCUGAAUGGCCACAAACGUGGCAUCGCUUGCCUGCAGUAUAGGGAUCGUCUAGUGGUUAGCGGAAGCUCCGACAACUCAAUCAGGUUGUGGGACAUUGAGUGUGGCGCCUGCCUACGCGUGCUGGAGGGUCAUGAAGAGCUGGUGCGCUGCAUCCGCUUCGAUACGAAGCGCAUUGUCAGUGGCGCCUAUGAUGGUAAAAUUAAGGUAUGGGAUUUGGUUGCAGCGCUGGAUCCACGUGCCGCCUCCAAUACACUGUGCCUCAAUACGCUCGUGGAGCACACUGGUCGCGUUUUUCGCCUUCAGUUCGAUGAGUUUCAAAUUGUGAGCAGCUCGCACGAUGAUACUAUUUUGAUAUGGGACUUUCUAAAUUUCACACCCAAUGAGAAUAAGACCGGCCGAACACCAUCACCGGCCCUUAUGGAACAUUAACAUUUUGUUCAACGGCAAUUACGGGAGCUUCAGCUGUAUGCCUCAAGUGAUGAGGAGGGACAAGAGGGCAACGAUGACGACGGCGAUGAUGAUGAUGAAUAUAAUUAUGAGCUGGAGGAUAUUGAUUAUGAUGUUGAUGAUCCCGAUAAUGCUGUUCAAGAAAAUUAAUGAAUUAUACAAAGCCAGCAAUUAGCAUUGAGACUCGUCCAUUAAAUUAUGUUGAACCCAAGAUAUUGCGAUCUCCGAUUUUACUGAAAUGCAACAAAAAAAAAAAAAAAACUAAAUAGAAACAGAAACAAAAUGCAACACACGCGUGCAUAAUAUGAAUUAAUGAAGUUAUUGAAGAAUACAAGAUAAACGAAUAAUAAAUACAAAAAGAGCAUAACAAAUAUUUUUGCAUAAACUGGCUGUUAGGUUUGAGAAAUAUACGAAAAGAGAAAACAUAUAUAUAUAUAGUAUACAAUAUAAACAGAAUUAUAUAUUAGUUAAUUAGGCAUAGAAAUAAUUAAGGUCAGUCUUUGUAAAUCGUUGGAUCUACUGUUUAUGCUUGCAGCAGCGAUACAAACGUUUAUGUAACUGAUGUUUAGCUCAAAUAACUAAAACGCAUUGGGCUGAGUGCGGCUUUAAUGUUAUUUUGAUAUUUGAGGCACGUUUUUUUACAUUGACAUGUGUUUAGGAUAUACAAAAUGGGCAAAACUCUCAGAUCGUACACAGCAUAGUCUUUAGCGUAGAUGUUGGUUAAAGCUUGAUUGACUUUGUGAACACAUAUAUUUUGAUUUUUCAACAUUACGAAUUGCUUUUGUCAUACUGCACAUUUUGUAGUUUAAUUUACAUGCCUGAUGUUUUAGUGUUAAAGCUGUAAAAAAUUAAAGAAAGAUAAAUUAAAAGAUUAGGCCUUAAGUAACACAUAAAAUAAAUUGAAAUGAAUACUAUGUAUAUGAAAAGACAUGAAA